AUGGCUAUGGCCUCUCCAUUCUCUUCAUUGGAACAUGCAAUUACGGUUUCCAGAGACAUAUGGUCCCAUAAGUUGAAUGUUAGGUCUUGGUUGGAGGCUAUAUCAGGACGAUCUUGUUCUAAUGAAUACUUGAAAACAGCGAACGAAGCUACUGAACUUCAUGAAUGGGAAACAAUGUACGAGGAGAAAUUUGGGUAUGUUUUUGUGACAUUUGUAGCUGGUAGGACCUCUAAAGACAUACUUGUUGAAUUAAAGACGCGCUUUAAUAAUUCGCAUGUUGUUAAGUUGGAGAUUGCUUCAAAAGAGGAAUUAAAGUAUAUAGAACAUGCUAUUAGAGAGCUUCUUUCCAAAAAAUCUGUCCAAACUACCGACGAAGGAGAUGAUAAUAUGUCACUUGAAUAUUCAGGCGAAAUAAUUGAUGACACUCUAGAUGGAGUAGACAUUGAUUCAGAAGAUGAUUUAGAUGCUAUUACCUCCGGUGGAUAUGACAUCUCCAGGAAUGUUGAGCUCAAUAAGGUUUCAGAAGAAGACAAUAAAACUUUAUACACCCAACAUAGAGAAGAUGAUGUACAUGCUGCAAAAAAGAGGUUUCGAUCUGAACAAGUUGCCAUAAUUUGGAGAUGA
This is a messenger RNA of Arachis duranensis, 624 nucleotides long. RefSeq names its product uric acid degradation bifunctional protein TTL-like. The coding region runs from base 1 to 624 and encodes 207 amino acids. Gene Ontology annotation, molecular function: carboxy-lyase activity. Lineage: Eukaryota; Viridiplantae; Streptophyta; Magnoliopsida; Fabales; Fabaceae. The record is from RefSeq and is a predicted model, not a curated record. The transcript is spliced from 4 exons.